Molecule: messenger RNA, 3034 nt
Organism: Gopherus evgoodei (Goodes thornscrub tortoise)
Lineage: Eukaryota; Metazoa; Chordata; Testudines; Testudinidae
Gene: RAB25
Product: RAB25, member RAS oncogene family
Exons: 5
Coding region: 388-1029 (213 amino acids)
Biological process (GO): exocytosis
Cellular component (GO): recycling endosome
Molecular function (GO): GTPase activity; GTP binding
Source: RefSeq, a predicted model, not a curated record
CCAGGUCACACCCCACUGAGUCAGCCAGCCCAGCAGAGCUGCACCUUCAACCUGCCUAGCAAGGAUCUACUCCCUGCCCAGCCCCUUCGAAAAGAGGCCUAAGAAGCAGGGGGCUGGCUAUUUUUUUUUGCUUGUUUGGCUGGUGCAGCAAAGGGAACUUGGCCCUGUGGGUCUCCUCCCCCACUGGCAACUCUCCUCCCAAUUGCUUUCAACUUCCCUGUCUUGGGAGGAAAUUUUGUCCUCCACCUUCCUGGUUUAUCAGAUCGUGGCAAAAAAAAAAAAAAAAAAUCAAACAACCCCCCACCCCCACCCCCUGGCUGUUAAGGAAGCAGGCAAAGACUGAGAGGAGGAUCCCAGGCCGGAGGGGGCCAGGUGUGGCUGGGAGAGAUGGGGACAGCGGAGGAGGAUUAUAACUUUGUCUUUAAGGUGGUCCUGAUUGGCGAGUCCGGCGUGGGGAAGACCAAUCUGCUCUCGCGCUUCACCCGCAAUGAAUUCAACCACGACAGCCGUACCACCAUUGGUGUGGAGUUCUCCACCCGCACCAUCAUGGUGGGCAACGCCAUGGUGAAGGCACAGAUCUGGGACACCGCCGGGCUGGAGCGCUACCGUGCCAUCACCUCAGCGUAUUACAGGGGAGCAGUGGGCGCCCUCCUGGUUUUUGACAUCACCAAGCACCAGACCUAUGACGUGGUGGAGCGCUGGCUGAAGGAGCUGUACGACCACGCCGAGGCCACCAUCAUCGUCAUGCUGGUGGGCAACAAGACAGACUUAGCCCAGGCCCGUGAGGUGCCGACCGAGGAGGCCAAGAUGUUUGCAGAAAACAAUGGGCUUCUGUUCAUCGAGACGUCUGCGCUGGACUCCACAAACGUCGAGCAGGCCUUCGAGACCAUACUGAGAGACAUUUUCAACAAAGUGCAGAAGCAGCAGCAGAGAAGCCCCCAGGACAACACGGUGUCGCUCUCCAGCGAGAACCCCCACGGCGCCUCCCAGACCCCGGAGGAGAAGCGAGCGUGCUGCGUGAGCCUCUGAGAGCAGGGGUGGGAGCCGGCCCGGGACUCGCCGUGGAGGCACGAGCCCCUCCAUCUGCUUUGCUUUCUGACCAGGGGGAAUGCCCGUCCCCUCCCUCAACGCCCCGUAAUUGCACCAAGCCAGGCCGGGGCUGGGCGACGGAAACAAGUCUGCAAUUGAUCGGUCCCUUCGCAAAGCUGUUACCCACCCCACACCUUGCAGGCAGCACCACUAGAGAAGGGGAUGCUGCAUACCCAGACCUCUGCCCCCUGGAGUCUGCCAAGCCACAGCAGGGGGAAUCUAGGUGGGAGGGGGUCAGCUAGCCAAACUUCCCCCCUAGCAGAGAGGGAGUCAGCCAUAGGAUCACACCCAUCUAUCUUAGUUACCUGAUCCCAUUACCACAGUGUCAGAGCAUCUUUUUAAAUGCAUUUAUCCUCGCAACCCUCUGUGGGAUAGGGCAGUGCUAUUAUCCCCAGUGUACAAAUGGGGAAACCGAGGCACAGGGAGACUAGGUGACAUGCCCAGGGUCACACAGGGCAUCUGUGGCAGAGCUGGGAAUUGAACCUGGGUCUCCCAAGUUCCAGGCUAGCGCCUUAACAGCUUGGCAGUCCUUCCUCUCUUCCUGCAGCCAUGAGGUUUCAAGGAAGGAAUUUAAAUAUCAGUAUAUUGGUCUGAUCCUGCCAUUGGAUCCACACAUGCUCCGAAUCUGGCCUCAAUGCCGCUCAGCUCAGUGGGGCUUGCACCAGAUUCACACAGCUGCGUCUGAGGUCAGAAUCCAGCCCUCCCUGUCGAAGUCAGUGGAGGGUGCGGCCACAUGGCUCCAAUUCCAGGAUCGGAGCCAAGAUUUUCACCCAGAUGCUGCUGCUUUAAACAUCCUGUCCAUUUCGCUGUCUCCCAUAACCUGUUCGUUCACCUAGUGGCAUGCAUACCUUACCGCUGUCCUCGCCCCUGGGUACCGAAUCGCUUUCUCUGAAUAGACAGCCUCUAAAAAUACACCCUGUACAGAAUGGCAAUACAGGAGUGAAGAGGAAGCAGACAUCUCUAGUUCCAGGGCUUGGGUUGCCUAAUUAGUCUUACCUUGUGCUUCAGCCUUGCUUUAAGGUCUGAGAUCUUGGAGAUGGGAGGGUGAAAUUGAGAGAGGAACUCUGUUAAAAUAACUCAGUAAAGGGCUUGGAUUUCAGAGGGGCUGAGCAUGCCUCCAGCUGGAAUUGUGACCACCUCACCAAAUCAUCCCUUCCAUCAAUAUACACUGAACAUGGGGCAACUGACUUCUGGCUGCUAUGGACUUGACCCAAAGCCCCUUGAUGUCACCAGGGAUCUCCCCAUGGAGUUCAGUGGGCUUUGGAUCCUGUUUAUAGAGAAGGAAGUUGCGGAGGAGGAAGGGUUUGCCUGUAAUUAAGGGUUGAACGUCUGAGUUCUUCACGGACUUCAACUGGAUUGUGAUCUCUGGGCAACCUGGGGAAGCCGGAGUCAUGUGCCGAUUUCACUGGAGCAAAUCUACAGACACCAGAAUCUGGCCCUAAUGUCAUUGAAGUCAAUGGGCUAUGUCUCAGCUGGUGUAAACUGGCAAAACUCCACCCAAGUCAUGCCGAUAUACACCCGCCAGGUGGGUUGACUCUGGCUCCGUGUAUGUCAAUGUGUCUGAGAUCAGACUCGGCCCACCGCCACUGGAGUUAGUGGGUUGACUCUGGAUUUGCAAAGGUGUAUCUGGGAUCAGAAUCUGGCCAAUUGGAGGCUGCGGGGGUGCCUCUGGAUUUACACCAGUGCAAUUUAACUCAUCAGGGCAGAUUCUGUGCUGAGACAGAAACACUAAAUCCCUGUUACGCCUCUCAUACUUGUCUAAACAUGGCUUUUGCCUGCUGUUAAUCUAACCGCAGCAUCUUGUGACCAUCUGAAUUCAGUGGGAAUUAUUUAUAUGAUCGCUGGAGCAGGGCUGGAUCUUUUUGUACAGAUUGUCUCACGAGCAGCCCUGGCGAGGGAGUGUGCGUGAUGCGAUGGACUAUAGGACCGUGACCCAAACAUUAAA